Molecule: messenger RNA, 743 nt
Organism: Humulus lupulus (European hop)
Lineage: Eukaryota; Viridiplantae; Streptophyta; Magnoliopsida; Rosales; Cannabaceae
Product: dirigent protein 23-like
Exons: 1
Coding region: 52-627 (191 amino acids)
Source: RefSeq, a predicted model, not a curated record
CUAUAUAUGCUCUAUAAUUAGUCUUUGAAAAACGAAGUGAGAAAACACAUAAUGGCAAAACACAGUGUCGUAGUGAUGGUGCUCGUGAUUGUUUUGAUCUCCACAAUGGUUAUUGAUGUGCUCGAAGCAGCCACCAAGGAUGAUCAUGAUGAUGAGAAAGUCACCAACCUCCAAUUCUACUUCCACGACAUAGUGAGUGGCAAGACACCAACCGCGGUGAGGGUGGCUAAGGCAGCUGACACUGAGAAGUCUCCGGCUUCAUUUGGAGCUCUGGUUAUGGCUGACGACCCGUUAACCGAGACGCCCGACCCGAAAUCGAAGCUCGUGGGUCGGGCACAAGGGCUGUACGGGUCUGCGGGACAGCAGGAGCUUGGGCUGGUUAUGGCCAUGAGCUUUGCAUUUACGGAGGGUGAAUACAAUGGGAGCUCGAUCAGCAUUCUUGGUCGAAACGCUGCUUUGAACCCAGUGAGGGAGAUGCCGGUUGUUGGCGAAACUGGGAUUUUCCGGUUGGCGCGGGGCUAUGCUAUUGCUAAGACGCAUUGGUUUAAUGCGACUAGUGGUGAUGCUAUAGUGGAAUACAAUGUCACGGUGGUUCACUAUCGCCGGAGAAAGGAAUUAAUGUUUUGAGUUCUCAAAUAUUACGUCGUUUCUAGUGUAUAUAUCAAGUGUUUCCAAAAUUUGGUGUUAUAACUGACAUAACAAUAAAUAUUAAUAAUUAAAAAUAAAAUGACGUGGUAUUAUGA